GAGCUGCUAGAGGAGGAGAGCCAGGCGAUGGAAGAAGAAGCGGAGGAGGACGAGAACCUGCCACCGGGGGAAGAGCAGGGGAUGCGGGACAGCCUGCUUGGGGGAACCCCGGAAGGGGUGGCGGUACCCGCUGAGGCACCCGGACCGGGCAGCCGGGAGAAGGAUGUCCGAAGCAGGCCGCCCGAGGGAGGCUUCGGCUGGGUGGUGGUGCUGGCGGCCACCUGGUGCAGCGGCUCCAUCUUCGGCAUCCAGAACUCAUUCGGGAUCCUCUAUGUGAUUCUUCAGGAGGAGAUGGAGGGCAACAAAGGACAGGGCAUGGACUUCAAGACAGCUUGGGUCGGAUCGCUGGCCAUGGGGAUGAUCUUCUUCUGCUCUCCGGUUGUGAGCAUCUUCACAGAUAGGCUGGGCUGCAGAAUAACCUCAUCUGGAGGAGCUGCGGUGGCUUGCAUUGGAUUGCUGUCCAGUUCAUUCACAAACUCUCUUGGCGUGCGAUAUUUCACCUACGGCAUCCUCUUUGGCUGCGGAAGCUCCUUUGCUUUCCAGCCUUCUUUGGUCAUUCUUGGUCACUACUUCAAGAAGCGGCUUGGACUGGCUAAUGGCAUUGUGGCUGGUGGUAGUUGCGUGUUCUCGAUGUGCCUUCCUUUCUUACUGAAGACCAUGGGUAAAGCUAUCGGGCUGGCACACACCUUUCAAGUGCUGAGUGCAUUCAUGUUUAUCCAGAUAUUCUUGUCGCUCACCUUCAAACCUCUCUUGCCCCCUCCCAUUGAUUACAGCAAAGAGAUGGAAAAAGUGCCUGGAAGAAGCAAGGCUCAUCAGUGCCUGGCACACACUCGGAAGUAUUUUAGUAUGCGGGUUUUUCGGAAGAAAACUUACACAAUUUGGGCAUGUGGCAUUGCAAUCACAGUUCUUGGAUACUUUGUUCCCUAUGUUCAUCUGAUAAAGUUUGUGGAGCAGAGAUUCAAAGAGAAUACACAAGAAUGGGUCCUCUUGCUCUGUAUUGGAGCCACAUCUGGCAUUGGACGUCUUGCAUCUGGCAAAAUCGGUGACUGCAUCCCGGGUCUGAAGAAGAUCUAUUUGCAGGUGGCCUCGUUCCUGCUGCUGGGAAUCAUGAGCAUGAUGCUGCCGUUGUGCCAAGUGUUUGAGAGUGUCAUUGUGGUGUGCCUCUUCCUGGGCUUGUGCGAUGGUUUUCUGAUCAGCUUAAUGAGUCCUAUCGUCUUUGAGCUGGUGGGGCCAAUGCAGGCCUCUCAAGCAAUUGGUUAUGUCCUUGGACUUAUGGCCAUCCCGAUGACAGCUGGACCCCCUAUAGCAGGUCUCCUGCGGGAUUACCGAGGAAGCUAUGACUUGGCGUUUUACCUGGCUGGCAUUCCACCUCUGGUUGGAGCGCUGAUUCUUUUGUCUGUUCCUUUGAUCCAUGAGAAAGAUCUGAAGAAGGCGCAGCAGGUAGAGGAAGAUAAAGAGAAGGCACAGGAUAGUGUGGUGAACGGAGAGCUUCUACCCGGCAGCCCUGUAACAGAUGCUUGUGUGUUGUCUGCUGCACAAGAUCCUGUACCAGCAGGGCACAAACUGCAGCUUGAGUCGGCACUAAACAGCAAUAUGUAGCCUGAGCAAGACAACGGUUCUUAAUUGUUACUGUUGGUUGUAUUUCUGUUUUGAUCCAUUUCUUGUCCCAGUUUUGCAAUUCAGGUCUGCUUGGCUGUCAGACCCACAGGGACACCGGUUCAAACAGUGCAUUUAACACAGCCAAAUGGUUUUCAUAUAAGUGCAUAGGCUUAGGUGUGGAUGUGAUUAGAUACCAACUAUAUUCUGUAAGUGAACAGUUUUAUUAUGGGGACUACUUGUCUUCCUCCCCAUAACAUUUUCCAACAGGAUUGUAAACAGGGCUCGGUAGGGUGAUUAGUCUUAUUUACUCCUUACUAGCCCUGGCUGCCAACUAUACAAUGAAAGGUGCACUCCAGCUGUGCCCCAUUUGAAUUGAUGUUUUCUCCCCUUCUAAAUACAUGGGGAAGAAU
This is a messenger RNA of Spea bombifrons (plains spadefoot toad), 2009 nucleotides long. It is a transcript of the gene SLC16A2, whose product is annotated as solute carrier family 16 member 2. Gene Ontology annotation, molecular function: thyroid hormone transmembrane transporter activity; monocarboxylic acid transmembrane transporter activity. Gene Ontology annotation, biological process: transmembrane transport. The record is from RefSeq and is a predicted model, not a curated record. NCBI's taxonomy places the organism in Eukaryota, Metazoa, Chordata, Amphibia, Anura, Pelobatidae. The transcript is spliced from 6 exons. Bases 28 to 1599 code for a protein of 523 amino acids.